Molecule: messenger RNA, 1848 nt
Organism: Thamnophis elegans (Western terrestrial garter snake)
Lineage: Eukaryota; Metazoa; Chordata; Lepidosauria; Squamata; Natricidae
Gene: ABHD8
Product: abhydrolase domain containing 8
Exons: 4
Molecular function (GO): catalytic activity
Source: RefSeq, a predicted model, not a curated record
AAGCACCUGGCCCCCACCCGGCCCCCCGGCACGGAGGAAGAGCCCCCGCAGACGGGCGCCGUCCACUUCAAGCGCCGCAUCGCCCUCUACCGCAACGGCCAGCUGGUCAUUGAGAACCUGGCCCAGGCGGGGCAGCCGGAGGGCCCGCAGAAGGUCCCCCAGGAGGCCUCGGAGGCCUCGGAGGCCAACCCGGCUGCGGGGACCCCCCCGGCCCUCAAACGCCGCCGGCCGAAGCCCAAGCGGGUGGUGCACAUCGACUGCGCCCAGCACAUCGGCAGCUGCAAGGGCAGCCACCGGGACCUGGUGCUCUUCUUCAUCCACGGCGUGGGCGGCUCUUCCGACAUCUGGAAGGAGCAGCUGGACUUCUUCACCCAGCUGGGCUACGAGGUGGUGGCCCCCGACCUGGCCGGCCACGGGGCCAGCUCCGCCCCGCAGAUCGCAGCCGCCUACACCUUCUACGCCCUGGCCGAGGACCUGCGCGGCCUCUUCAAGCGCUACGCCAAGAAACGGAACGUCCUGAUCGGACACUCCUACGGGGUCUCCUUCUGCACCUUCCUGGCGCACGAAUACCCGGAGCUUGUGCACAAAGUGAUUAUGGUGAACGGAGGGGGCCCCACCGCCCUGGAGCCCAGCCUCUGCUCCAUCUUCAACAUGCCCCCCUGUGUCCUGCGCUGCCUCUCGCCCUGCCUGGCCUGGAGCUUCCUCAAAGCCGGCUUUGCCCGCCAGGGUGCCAAGGAGAAGCAGCUGCUGAAGGAGGGCAACGCCUUCAACGUCUCCUCCUUCGUCCUGAGGGCCAUGAUGAGUGGGCAGUACUGGCCGGAGGGGGACGAGGUCUACCACGCCGAGCUGACCGUGCCCGUCUUGCUGGUGCAUGGCAUGCACGACAAGUUCGUGCCCGUGGAGGAGGACCAGCGCAUGGCAGAGAUCCUGCUGCUGGCCUUCCUGAAGGUGAUCGACGAAGGGAGCCACAUGGUGAUGCUGGAGUGUCCAGAGACGGUCAACACCCUCCUGCAUGAGUUCCUCCUCUGGGAGCCUGAGCCCCUCCCUCCUGAAGAGGGCCCCCCGGCAGGGAAGAAGUAGUUGGCGGAUGGGGGUCCAUCCUGAGGGUCCCGGGGCCACACUCCUGUGGCUGCCCCAAGGAGAGCUCCUUACGGCGGAGGCCGAGAGUCGUCACGGAUGGGGGAGACGGUGCUUUGUCUCCCUGCUUGGGGGGCCCCGUAGCUGGCGUGCGGGGGGCCCUCGAACCGAAGGACGGCAGGAAGCAGAAGUUUGGCCAGCACCCCAAGACUUCGGGCAGAGGACAGGCGGGGCUGCUUUGCUCCUUGCAGCAGGAUGAUGGGCUCUGGAGUCUCCGCAAAGGGAUGCUUCGUUCCUGAUGCCUCGACUGGGCCAAAGGGGGGGGGGCUCAGAGCAAGCAUGGGGGGAUGGGAAGGGGCCCACCUGGACCACUGACGUUUUCUGCCCCACCGCAGCUGCGUCUGAAGAGGCCGCGGGAAUUUGCAGGCGGAAUUCUCCCACGCUGCUGGUGGGAGGGAAGGAUGUGGGGCCGAAGCCCCCCCUACCCCCCAGGUAGCUCCACCCCCCUGCCUAGUUGUCUUGUCAGAACCUUCCCCGGCCUCUGCCCCCCUCCCACCUCAAAGACGGGGGGCUGCAACCCCCGAGAAUGCUGGCCGUGAAUGUGGCUGGAACCCACCAGACGCGGGAGAGGCUCUCGCCCCCUCCCCACAUCGCUUCUUUCCAACUUAGGAGAUGCUGUUCAAGCCCAAUGGGGGGGGUCCAGAUCCCUGCCACCCCAUCCCCCCCCCCCACACACACGUGCCCCCUCCCCUGCGGUGUUUGUAAAUAAAC